AUGUAUGAGAACACGUUGAAGCCAUUAGUCGAAGAUUUUCUCAAGGGAAAAAGUAGGAUGUUGGCGGCAAUGGGGCCGAGUGGAUCGAGGAAGACACUCACAGUUUUUGGCUGCGCAAGGGAGCCUGGCAUGCUGCUGGCACUUCUUAAAUUGGUUGUUCAACUCGGUUACCAAUGCAUCAGUUUGCUGAUUGGCGAGGAAAUGGCAUUUCCUCCGUUCAUACCCCAAAUGGGACUUUGGGAUUUUGCUCAAUUUAGUCCAGGUUGGGAUUUUCUUGAGGGAUUUUGGAGGGUAAUAAUUGAGUUUUGUGCUGGGGCGAUGACAAUAUUUCUGUCUCCAAACCCCAAAUCCCAGAAGUCAAAAAGCAAGAAAUUGUGA
Molecule: messenger RNA, 378 nt
Organism: Fraxinus pennsylvanica
Lineage: Eukaryota; Viridiplantae; Streptophyta; Magnoliopsida; Lamiales; Oleaceae
Source: the annotation of a GenBank genome assembly